Molecule: messenger RNA, 1161 nt
Organism: Rhododendron vialii
Lineage: Eukaryota; Viridiplantae; Streptophyta; Magnoliopsida; Ericales; Ericaceae
Exons: 1
Coding region: 106-1023 (305 amino acids)
Source: RefSeq, a predicted model, not a curated record
AGCUGGCCGGUUGUCCCAUCUACUACUACUCCUACUAACAAAUUCUGCUCAUUAUGCUUCGCAGAAUCUCAGCCUUCAUUUUCUCAUUGUUCUAUUUCUCCACACAUGGAGGAGGACCACCACCACCUCACCCGCCCCCUCCUACUCCCCACCACCGCGGCCGUUACAUCUGCCACCGCAGCAACCGACAUCACAAACACCUCCAACACCUUUGUAGGUGUUCGUAAUUAUUCCAACGAGAAUGGUCACGAUAACAGUACCAAACUCGUCUCAUCCAAUUCCACAAUCCUCCUCCGCCUAUUUUCCGUCGCCGUGGUCGGGAUCCUCUCCGUGUGGGCAAACCAAGAAGCCUCCAGAGGCUUCGAGAUCCACAUUGAAAACCGCGCCCCAACUGACUCCGUCGCCAGCCGCCGGUUUCAACUCAUGUACGUCUCAAACGACAGAGCCACCCGGUUAGUCCUUGGCACUAGCAAAUUUGUUGAAACAAUUCUUUACCCCAUUAGCCUGCCCAAUAAGAAGGAAGUCAGCCAAGUCACCCUCCGGCUCGCCAACCGGAAUCUGACCCACACGGUCACGGUUGAUUCCUUCAAAGAACAUGAGUUUGUGAUUAACCUAAGCCCCUCACUUUUGGAGUUAGAGACCGAUUUUGACCAUGCCAUGUUAAGGGCAGUCCAACAGGGCAUGGCGCGGGUGUGGCUUCAUGACAAUAAUGCCCCUAAAUCUCUGCUAAAUGGCAUGGUUGAGUAUAUAAGUAGACUAGCUGGGCUGGGUGCGGUGGUGGGGGUGUUUUCCGGCGACGGCGAUUUGGCGGAAUCUGGCGACUGUUGCUGGAUGGAUGAGGACCCUGUGGCCGUGGCACAUUUCUUGAGUUAUUGUGAGGAUAAGAGAAGAGGGUUCAUCCAACGGCUGAAUCUAGCUAUGAAAGGUCGUUGGAAUGAUCGGACGGUGGAUGAUGCGCUAGGAAUGCCAGUUCAGCAUCUAUGUGGGUCGUACGUGUCUCAAAAGCAUCUCCCCGUAGAUUAAUUGGAAUCUAAUGUAUUCUCAGGUUUAUUAUUUUUUACCUCAUCCUUGUAAACUUAAUUAUUUUCUUAAUUUUGUUCAUUUUCUUUGAACUUUUGUUAGAUUUGAGUGAUUUUUAUUUUAUUAAUCAUCCGCUUUGAU